GCUGAAAGAGUCGCCAUGCCGUUGCGCCUUCCACUUGCCUCGCUGCUGCUGCUGUUGCUGCUGGGCAGCGUUCGCUGCGCGCAGUCRCCACAAAAUGUGCUGCUGCUGCUGGCCGAUGACGCGGGCUUCGAGAUGGGCGCCUAUCUGAACAAGUACUGCCAGACGCCGAAUUUGGAUGCGCUGGCCAAAAACGGAUUGCUGUUCAACAACGCAUUCACCUCCGUCAGCAGCUGCAGUCCGAGCCGCGCUCAGCUGCUGACCGGACAGGCGAGUCACGCCAGCGGCAUGUACGGGCUCCAUCAGGGCGUGCACAACUUCAAUGUGCUGCCCGAGGUGAGCUCGUUGCCCAAUGUGCUGCGCGAGCAGAGCCAAGGACGCAUACUGAGCGGCAUAAUAGGCAAGAAGCAUGUCGGUGCCGCCUCGAACUUUUUCUUCGACUUCGAGCAGACGGAGGAGCAGCAUUCGAUAAACCAGAUCGGUCGCAACAUUACCAAAAUCAAGGAGUACGCACGCGAGUUUCUGGCACGAGCCAAGGCUGAGGGGAGAAGCUUCUUCUUGCUGGUGGGCUUCCAUGAUCCGCACCGUUGUGGCCACAUCACGCCGCAGUACGGCGAGUUUUGCGAGCGCUGGGGCAGCGGCGAGGAGGGCAUGGGCACGAUACCAGACUGGAAGCCCAUCUACUAUGACUGGCGCAACUUGGAAGUGCCUGCCUGGCUGCCGGACACGGAUGUGGUCAGACAGGAGCUGGCCGCCCAAUACAUGACCAUCUCACGACUGGAUCAGGGCGUCGGCUUGCUCUUGCGAGAAUUGCAGCAAUCCGGACUGGCGGAAGAUACCCUCGUCAUAUACACCUCGGACAAUGGCCCACCUUUUCCCGGCGGCCGCACCAAUCUGUAUGAGCGUGGUAUUCGAUCUCCGCUGAUUCUCAGCUCCCCCCAAGCCGACGCACGUCGUCACGAGACGAGCGCUGCUAUGGCCAGUCUGCUGGACAUUUAUCCCAGCGUUCUGGAUGCUCUCCAGCUGUCGCCGCCUAACGGGACUCGCUUCAGCGGCCAAUCGCUCUUGCCUGUGCUCUAUAAGGAACCGGAGCCUGUGGAGAGCGACGCUGUCUUCGGUAGCCAGAGCUACCACGAGGUGACCAUGGCCUAUCCCAUGCGCAUGGUGCGCAACCGGCGCUAUAAGCUCAUACACAACCUCAACUAUUGGGCGGACUUUCCCAUCGAUCAGGACUUCUAUACAUCGCCCACGUUCCAGCAGAUCCUCAAUGCCACCAUCAACAAGCAGCCAUCGCCCUGGUACCGCACCCUGCAGCAGUAUUACCAGCGACCCGAGUGGGAGCUCUACGACAUCAAGGCGGAUGCCUUGGAGCGCUUCAAUCUGGCGGACAAGCCGAAGUAUAGCGCCACCCUGAAACAGUUGCGCCAGAAGCUCUUCAAGUGGCAGGUGGACACAGAGGAUCCGUGGCGCUGUGCGCCUCACGCCGUGCUGCAGGAUCAGGGAGUUUACAAGACGGAGCCCGUCUGCCUGACUCUGGGCCAUGAGGCGCUACAAAGGCCCAAACGUCGAAAGCUCACCCAGUACGAACAGUAUAUUGUAGUGUAGCUAGCUUCCCUAUAGAGUAUUGGUCGAUCAAUUAUUUCCUU
Drosophila arizonae is the source of this 1643-nucleotide messenger RNA. It is a transcript of the gene Sgsh, whose product is annotated as N-sulfoglucosamine sulfohydrolase. Gene Ontology annotation, biological process: heparan sulfate proteoglycan catabolic process; glycosaminoglycan catabolic process. Gene Ontology annotation, molecular function: N-sulfoglucosamine sulfohydrolase activity. The record is from RefSeq and is a predicted model, not a curated record. NCBI's taxonomy places the organism in Eukaryota, Metazoa, Arthropoda, Insecta, Diptera, Drosophilidae.